Molecule: messenger RNA, 1800 nt
Organism: Camelina sativa (false flax)
Lineage: Eukaryota; Viridiplantae; Streptophyta; Magnoliopsida; Brassicales; Brassicaceae
Source: RefSeq, a predicted model, not a curated record
AUGAGAUUGGCAAGUGGAAUCGGGGUUAAGAAGUUACAAGUUUUUUGCGGCUCGCAACUGGUGGCUCACCAGUUCAGCGGCGAUUACGAAUGCAGGAACGACCGAAUGGACGCUUACCUUAAGGUUGUCCAGGAGCUGUCCGGCUCAUUUGAGUCGUUCGAAUUGACGAAAAUCCCUCGCAACGACAAUGCUCCAGCUGACGCCCUGGCCGUCCUCGCUUCAACAUCCGACCCCGACCUCAGUCGAAUCAUUCCUGUCGAGAGUAUUUAUCAGCCGAGCAUCAAUCUCCCAACGAACAUCGAUCCCAUUGCUCAAGAUUAUAAAAAGAAAAAGGUUAUGGAGGAUGCGAGUGUCAACAUUCCAUCCUCUGAACCAUCGGCCGGUGCACCAUCAACUUCUAUUGGACGCACGGCCGAGCAAGAAUUCACCGAACGAAUAUCUACCGAACAAGAAACUGGACAAGCAUCUGCCGAGCACGAGUCCGUCAAUCAAGGGCAAACCAGUUCCGAACCAAAAGAACGAUCAUAUGACUGGCAAGCAGAUAUCUGUUCCUACAUCGCUGAUGACAUUGCUCCGUCCGACAAAUGGGAAGCCCGGCGCCUUCGGGCCCGCUGCGCGCAUUACACUCUCUUGGAUGGUAACGUUUUCCGCUGGACUGCAUCUGGCGCACUCUUGACCUGCGUCGGUCCCAAAGAGAUCGAUGACGUAAUGAGAGAAGUCCACGAGGGUUCCGGUGGCAAUCAUUCUGGGGCUCGCGCGCUUGCAAUGCGCAUACGCAACAAUGGUCAUUAUUGGCCUCCCAUCAUCCAUGCGCCGACCGAGCUCCUAAGGACAACAACGCCGCCAUACCCUUUCAUGAGGUGGGCAAUGGAUAUCGUCGGACCACUCCCCGUUUCUCGUCAGAAGAAAUACAUCCUGAUUAUGACGGAUUAUUUCACUAAGUGGGUCGAAGCAGAAGCCUUCGCCAAAAUCGGAACUGAGCAAGUCCAAAAGUUCGUAUGGAAAAACAUUAUAUGUCGACACGGACUCCCGUACGAGAUCGUCACUCACAACGGCACACAGUUUACCUCACUGCAAUUUGAAGGCUUUUGCGCGAAAUGGAGAAUUCGCCUGAGCAAGUCUACUCCUCGCUACCCGCAGGGAAAUGGACAAGCUGAGGCGACCAACAAGACAAUCAUUGACGGACUCAAAAAACGGCUUGAGGAUAAGAAAGGUCUAUGGGCUGACGAGCUCGAUGGUGUCUUAUGGUCACACCGUACCUCCCCCCGCCGAUCUACAGGACAAACCCCGUUCUCCAUUGCAUACGGAAAGGAGGCACUUGCACCAGAGGAAAUCGGCGUGCCAACCUUGAGACGCUCUAUCCUCGUCCACAACCCUGCUCUGAACACAGAAAUGAUGCUCGAUACUCUAGAUACUCUCGAAAAGGAGCGCGGCAGAGCACUCAUCCGAAUCCAGAACUAUCAGCAACAAGCUGCGAAGUUCUACAACAAGAAAGUCAGGCCUCGCCACUUCGAUGAAGGUGAUCUCGUCCUCAGGAAAGUCUUUGAAAACACUGCCGAGCUCAAUGCCGGAAAGAUGGGCGCCCACUGGGAAGGCCCAUACCUGAUCUCCAAGAUCGGCAUCGGAGGGUUUAUCAAACUCAAACUCGCCGAUCUUCACGUGCCAGACCUGGCACUCCCUCCGCAGACUUUCCAGCGUGUCCAUCGGAACAUUCGCACCCCUAGCAACCAUCUCCUCGAGAUACGAGCGAAUCCCCUCAGCACGGUUGCUUUCAACGAAGAAAUGGUCCGUGCACUGUAA